AGUUUGCCUGCAUCAUGGGGGCGAUGUAGUCAAGAUAAAUAGCAUUACAAGUAUAUACACAUUCUUUUGACAGUAGCGCUCCUUCGGUAAGCAUGAGUAGGGAAGACGGCAGCUAUUACGAUCUCGGCUCAUAUCGCCGGUCUAUUAGCGCCAGCAAUGCAGAGGCACUGGAGUGGUUUAACCGCGGCCUGAUAUGGAGCUACGCCUUUAACCAUGAGGAGUCAGCGAAGUGCUUCGAACGUGCCAUCCAGUCUGACAAUAACUGUUGUAUGGCAUAUUGGGGCCUGGCGUAUACCUUAGGACCAAACUACAAUAAGCCAUGGGAGUUCUUCGACGCAACCGAACUCGAGGCUACAGUCCAGCAAACCCAUCGAGCCGUCGAACAGGCAGAGUCCCUGGCGGCAAUUCAUAACGUCUCGGCUGUGGAGAAGGCUAUUGUCAAGGCUUUGAGGUCACGAUAUCCUCGCGAGCAUGCGGUUGAAGAUUGCUCCAUAUGGAAUCAAAAUUACGCGGAUGCCAUGGGGGAAGUGUAUAAGCAAUUCAACAACGAUCUGGAUGUGGCGGCUUUAUACUCAGAUGCACUAAUGAAUCUUACACCAUGGCAACUCUGGGAUCUGAAGACCGGCGAACCCGCCACGGGGGCGCAUACGCUCGAAGCGAAGGCCGUCAUAGAACGAGCUAUGUCUUUAGAUGGUGGUUCACGCCACCCAGGACUUCUCCAUCUUUACAUUCAUCUUAUGGAAAUGUCAUCCACGCCAGAGGCUGCGCUGGAAGCAGCGAACACACUGCGCGACCUCGUUCCUCAUGCCGGACAUCUCAACCACAUGCCGACACACAUAGAUGUCCUCGUGGGCGACUACCAAGCCGCAAUUGACUCGAAUCAGAAGGCGAUCCUCGCAGACGAAGUCUUCUUUGCGCGCGAAGAUCCUCUUAAAUUCUACACGUUAUACCGGAUGCACGAUUAUCACUUCCGCAUUUACGCUGCUAUGUUUGCGGGCCAGUCUAUUGUCACCCUCGAUACUGUGGCUCGUCUCGAAGCAGCGCUACCCGAAGAGCUUCUGCGCAUCGAGUCGCCGCCGAUGGCUGACUGGCUAGAGGGCUUCCUGGCAAUGCGCGUUCAUGCAUUAAUCCGCUUUGGACGAUGGGACGAGCUCGUCAGCCUCGCAUUACCAAACGACGCAACUUUAUACUGCGUAACGACCGCUAUGGUCCACUACGCAAAGGGAGUCGCUCUAGCCGCAACAAACAGAGUCGAAGAGGCAGAACAGGAACGUGAACUGUUUUCCAAAGCCUACAAAGCUGUACCCGCGUCGCGAAUGCUGUUCAAUAAUAAAUGUGUCGACAUUCUGCAAGUAGCUGAGGCCAUGUUAGACGGGGAGCUCGAGUACCGACGUGGGAACCACGAGUCUGCUUUCGCUCAUCUUCGCAAUGCGAAUAAAUUAAGCUAUGCCCUCCCAUACGACGAGCCGUGGGGGUGGAUGCAACCGCCUAGCCAUGCGCUUGGUGCCCUACUUGCAGAGCAGGGUCGGUAUAGCGAUGCCCUUGAGAUCUACGAGGAAGAUUUAGGGUAUGGCGGGUCGCUUCCGCGCGCACUACAGCACCCCAAUAAUGUGUGGUCGCUUCAUGGCUAUCACGAGUGCUUGACCAAGCUCGGUAAUCUGGAAAAGGCUGCGGCUAUCAAGGCUCAACUAGACGCCGCCAUUAGAAAUGCUGAUGUACCAAUCAAAGCAUCGUGUUUCUGCCGUCUUCAAACGGCAUAGAAUUAAUGAAUUGCAUUAGUCAGCCAUACAGUCCGGCCGGGCCUUUUGCGU
This is a messenger RNA of Xylaria bambusicola, 1811 nucleotides long. RefSeq names its product TPR domain protein. The record is from RefSeq and is a predicted model, not a curated record. Gene Ontology annotation, cellular component: intracellular anatomical structure. The coding region runs from base 93 to 1760 and encodes 555 amino acids. Gene Ontology annotation, molecular function: protein binding. NCBI's taxonomy places the organism in Eukaryota, Fungi, Ascomycota, Sordariomycetes, Xylariales, Xylariaceae. The transcript has 2 exons.